This is a messenger RNA of Peronospora matthiolae, 2286 nucleotides long. The record is from the annotation of a GenBank genome assembly. Lineage: Eukaryota; Oomycota; Peronosporomycetes; Peronosporales; Peronosporaceae.
AUGAUGGAACACGCUGGACUGGGAAAGAGCUACUGGGGUGAAGCAGUGAUGACGGCGAUGUUUCUUCGAAACCGCUGUCCAACACGUGCCAUUCACCAAGACAAGUCUCCAUAUCAAGUGUGGACGAUGAAGAAACCGAUUCUGGCCAACCUUAAAGUGUUUGGAUGCCACGCGUAUGUUCAAGUGCCUCAAGACAAACGCGCGAAGUUCGACUCCAAGUCAUCACUCUGUCGUUUCCUGGGAUACGUCGAACACCAGAAGUCAUAUCGAUUUGAGGAAGUGUCAACAGGAGCGAUCAAGAUCAGUCGCGAUGCCACAUUCAUGGAAGACAAGUUUGAUGAAGGUCCGCGCAACUACAACGAUGAGUCAAGUGUCGUUGAGUUUGAUGAUCAUGAUGAGGACGAAGAAAAAGAAGAAGGUAAAACUGACGACGACAUGGACUCGAGCGACGAUGACAACGAAGACACCAGGUCUUCGAAGAGCAACAUCAAGAGACACACGCGCACUCAAUCACUUGAGAAAGCUACCGUCAUUCCAAGUCCCAAGCGAAGAACAUACAGAGGUCCGUCGCUUGAGCAUGUUGGGGAAACGCCGACUACAUUCAAGUCGGCGAUGGAAUCAAGCGACUCCGGCAAGUGGAAAGAAGCGUGUGACUCGGAGUUCGAUUCGCUUCAGAGAAACGACACGUGGGAAAUCGUGCCUCUUCCGAAAGGUCGCAAGGCCAUCGGGUGCCGAUGGGUUUUUCGUGUAAAGGAGAAUCAAGAUGGCGAAGUUGAACGUUUCAAGGCAAGACUUGUGGCCAAAGGAUUCUCACAGAAAUUCGGAGUUGACUAUGAAGAAACUUUCGCACCGGUGGCCAAGUUCACAUCGAUUCGUGUGGUGCUCAGUAUGGCGGCUAAGUACGGCCUAAUGCUACAUCAGAUGGACGUCAAGACAGCGUUUCUUAACGGCUCCCUCAACGAAGACAUCUACAUGGACCAGCCGGACGGAUACCUGGAUGCAACACAGCCGGACUAUGUGUGCAAGCUAAAGAGAUCACUCUACGGCUUGAAGCAAUCGCCUCGCAUGUGGAACCAAACAAUCGAUGGGUUCAUGAUCAAGAUGGGAUUCAAGAAGUGCGAAUCGGACCACUGCAUCUACAUCAAGCGAGACGACCAAGACAUGAUUCUCGUGGUGCUCUACGUCGAUGAUCUCAUCCUGGCCAGCAGCAACAACGAACUCCUCAAGUCAACCAAGAUGGCGCUGAGCAAACGCUUCGAAAUGACGGAUCUCGGUGAGCUCGAUUACUUUCUCGGCAUGGAGAUCAAGAACGACCGUAAGACGGGAAUGGUGACCGUACAACAAACCAAGUUUCUCAAGUCCGUGUUAACCAAGUUCGGAAUGGAUAACAGCAAGCCAGUGAAGACGCCUCAAGAUCCCGGCCUGAAGCUAACCAAGAACAUGUGUGAACAAGAAUGCAAGCACGAAGACACCAUGUGCAACGUGCCAUAUCGAAGUGCUGUCGGAGGCAUCAUGUAUCUCAUGGUCGCCACACGUCCGGAUCUAGCUGCUGCAGUGGGAUCAUUAUCCCAGUUCUCGUCCGACCCAUGCCCGACUCACUGGCAAGCUUUGAAGCGUGUGCUGAGAUACCUGCAAGCAACGCCCAAUCAUGGUCUUGAGUUUACACGUGAAGAAGGAAGCCGUAUCUGCGGGUACACCGACGCAGACUGGGCCGGCGACAUUGAGUCAAGACGAAGUACAAGCGGCUAUGUGUUCAUGAUGAGCGGAGGAUGCAUCAGCUGGAAAAGACAGAAACAACGGACGGUCGCGCUAUCUUCAACAAAAGCAGAAUACAUGGCGCUUUCCGAAGCAACCAAAGAAGCAGUAUGGCUCAAAGUGCUUUUGGGGGAACUUGGUGAGAUGACAAGCGACGAAGCGAUCAAGAUGUAUGAAGACAACCAAGGAUCAAUCGCUCUCGCCAAGAACCCGGAGUUCCAUAAGAGAACAAAACACAUCGACAUACGCUACCAUUUUGUGCGUGAGAAGGUGGAAUCAGGUGAAGUCGUUUUGGAGUAUUGCCCGACUCAAGAUAUGCUGGCAGACAUGAUGACCAAGCCGAUCGCCGCUGUACAAUUUGAAAACAUUCGCGAUCGACUUGGGAUCCAAGGUGCCGCAGCUAACGAGUCGAGAGGGAGUGUUGAAAAGACAGCGGCUGUGAAGAAGACACCUCGUCAAGCUGCGUCAAGUGUUGAAGCAAGUGGAAGACCAAGCUUCGCUAUACCGGUGGGUACCGGUAUGUACCAGUAA